AUGAGUAGCAAGGGUAAAGUGACAAUACCUGUCACCAAAAAGAGCAAGUUGAAUGACAAGUCUGCAAAGAUCAGGGCUCAAACGAAAGUCAAAGAGAAUGAAGUAUCACAAUUGGCUGAUGAAGUAGAUUCUGAUGUGGAUUCUGAAGGCAGUACAGGUUCCGAAAUAGAUAACGAUGAAAUGGAUCUAAAUGAAGUGUCGAGUGAUGACGCCAGUGAUGAAGACAGUGACGAUGAAGAUGUGGUGAACCAACCAGAUGACGAUGACUUCCCAAGAAAGAAGAAGUCUUCCAAAUCCAAACACGAUGAUGGAUCAUCCACAUUUUCCAGCGCGUUAACCAAUAUUUUAUCAUCGCAUUUGAAAGCAUACGACCGUAAAGAUCCCAUUAUGGCUAGGAAUAAGAAAGUUUUAAAGCAAAAUGAAGCAGAUAAGUUAGAGCAAAAGGCUAAGAGAGCUAUACUCACAGAGAAGAAACAACUACUCAAUAAGACUAGAAAGAAAGAUAUUAUACCUGUUGUGGCUGCAGACGCAAACUCGGAUGAAAUUAGAGAAAUUCUUGAGAAGGAACGUAAACUAAGAAAGAUUGCCCAGAAAGGUGUUGUGAAGUUAUUCAAUGCAAUUCUCUCUACUCAGGUUAAGACUGAAAAGGAAAUCAAUGACUCAUUGGGUGGUGUGAAGAACCGUUCAGAGAGAAAAGAGUUGAUAACGGAGGUUUCCAAGGAGAAGUUCUUUGAUUUGGUGAAAACUGCUGGUGACAGUUGA
Molecule: messenger RNA, 762 nt
Organism: Kluyveromyces lactis
Lineage: Eukaryota; Fungi; Ascomycota; Saccharomycetes; Saccharomycetales; Saccharomycetaceae
Gene: RRP15
Product: rRNA-processing protein RRP15
Exons: 1
Coding region: 1-762 (253 amino acids)
Biological process (GO): maturation of LSU-rRNA; maturation of 5.8S rRNA
Cellular component (GO): preribosome, large subunit precursor
Source: RefSeq, a predicted model, not a curated record